UUUCAUAUCACUUGAAUGCUUUUGUCGUCAAGAUUUCUGCGCCGUAUCCGACCGGAUAGGAUAAAUCCGCUUUAAUCCAGCUUUCGCCGAGCGGACUCCUGGGAGCGGGUCCGACGAGCCGCUUGACCUGGUGCCAGUCGAGACGGCCCCGCGACUUGGCCAACACUUUCUACCGGCGACUGGGUCGAAACGCACAUUAGCGCUACUUGCGCCGCUAAAAUCACCUCGGUAAAUUACGACGAAGCGCAAGCUCCUGUUAGUUCGUAGUGGGGUCUGUGAAUUUCAGCCCGGAGUCCGGAAUCGUCGAGGAUGCUCCAGCAGCGCCGAACCUGACGGGUGCGAUGAUCGGGAUCGGCUGGCUCCUGCUGAUCGUCGUUCUGCUCUCGCUGGGGUCUUUCUCGGUGCCGGAGUCCAGAUUCCCCAAUGCUAGGCUUGCAGAACGUCGAGACCGCGUCGCCAGAAGAAGAGCCCAUGUCAGGGAGGAGCUGAGAUCUAAAAUUUGCUUUGACCUAGUUGGAUGUUUCGACGAUCCGGCCCCUCAGCUGACUCUUCGUCGUCCACCCGAGCAUCCCAAUGUUAUCAACACCAAGUUCCUGCUCUAUACUCGAGAAAAUCGUGAAGAACCCCAGGUCUUGGAGUAUAAUGACGAGUUCAGGUCCAUCCUCGAGUCGCGAUUCAAUGUCUCCAAAAGGCUUAAAGUUAUCGUCCAUGGCUAUAAGGGCAGCGGAACCGACGAGGGAGCCAUUUUUGGCUUGCUCGCCCUUCUCGAUAAGGAAGACCUUAACGUUAUCGUGAUCGACUGGGCAAGAGGAGCUGGUACGACGUAUGGAGCGGCUGUGGCAAACACGGAGCUCGUCGGAAGACAACUCGCCCUGGUGCUCCUGAAGGCGAUCAGCCUGGGGAUGGAUCCGGCCGACGUCCACGUUGUGGGUUUCAGCCUGGGCGCUCACGUGGCCGGAUGUGCCUCCGAGAUCCUGAAGGCGAGGAAGAUCCUGAUCGGACGAAUCACCGGUCUGGACCCUGCAUCUCCGUUCUUCAAGCACCACCUCCUCAGGGAGCGCUCCAGGAAACUGGACGUUUCAGACGCGAGGUUCGUUGACGUCAUACACACGGACGGCUCCGAAGUUUUCACCGACGGUUUUGGUCUACUCGGGCCCAUCGGCCACGUGGACUUCUUCCCCAAUGGAGGAAGGCAACAGCCAGGGUGCACCGACGUCAGGAACUCAGUCGUGGCCAGCCAUCUUAACGCCGAGUUUCUCGACAAAGGAGUGGCCUGUAGUCAUCUGAGAGCCUGGAAGUAUUUCGUGGAAAGCGUGCAACCGAGGCCUGAUCAAGAGUGCAGAUUCGUUUCUUGGCCUUGCAAAGGUGGAGCUUACGACUUCGUCCGGGGAAUGUGCUUCCCGAGGUUCGAACCAGGAACCGCAAAUCCAGUUAUGGGAUACGAUGCUGAUCAGGGACCUUUGGGAGUUCUUUACUUGCCAACGCGUUCGCGGUCACCAUUUUGUGGAGACCCUCUUCGAGCCACGGCUAUCACUUUUCCUGUUCGAAGGGACACUUUGGGUAUCCUUGUCUUCAGGAUCUUUCAUGGAAACGACUCGACGACUUUCCAGAUGAGAAGCGAGAAACGUGGCGUCGGAAGAUCUACAUUCCAUGGGAUCGCAGCGGCAGAGUUCCAAGCAAUUACAGAAAAGAGUACGUUAUUAAAUGGAAUGAUAUGGUAUAAAGCUGACGUAACGACAAAUGAGAGACCAACUGUCAAGAGGAAUCAUUCAGACAUGGUUUUACCACUGCACAAGCUCUUCGUUGAAGACAGAAGAGGCAUCAAGUGGGAGUAUCAAGGAUUAAAGACAGCAACUAUAUCUUCAGAACAGACAGAGAUACAAUUGCUGAAACAGGUUACGGAACUAUAAUUAAUAUUUAUACUUUAAUAAUAAUUUAUUACAUAUUGCCAUGGAACGUUCACGUAAUGAAGAUAAAGUAUUAUAUUGUUUGGUUGUGACGUAAAAAGAAGACCCACAACAAUGCACGUUACUAAGAAGCAAAUGUAUAUCAUAAUAAUAUUAAAAAGU
Orussus abietinus is the source of this 2069-nucleotide messenger RNA. Its product is annotated as pancreatic lipase-related protein 2. The record is from RefSeq and is a predicted model, not a curated record. Gene Ontology annotation, biological process: lipid metabolic process. Gene Ontology annotation, molecular function: lipase activity. The transcript has 8 exons. NCBI's taxonomy places the organism in Eukaryota, Metazoa, Arthropoda, Insecta, Hymenoptera, Orussidae. Bases 342 to 1910 code for a protein of 522 amino acids.